This is a messenger RNA of Penicillium coprophilum, 873 nucleotides long. RefSeq lists its product as uncharacterized. The record is from RefSeq and is a predicted model, not a curated record. Bases 1 to 873 code for a protein of 290 amino acids. The transcript has a single exon. Lineage: Eukaryota; Fungi; Ascomycota; Eurotiomycetes; Eurotiales; Aspergillaceae.
AUGUUGACCACCAUGUCGCGACAUUCAGAUAUGUCCGAUGACACGGACUCCCCCGACGUCAAGUGCUUCCAAGAACUACCCGAUGACACAUAUGAAGCCAUCGGGUCGGAGGCCCGCGCUAUCCGGAAGAUCAUAAGAGAGCAGCAGAACCUUCCCAUCAAGGUGAUGAAAUACCUGCGUUUCACAAACGUCCCACCAAGUAUUGCGGAAGAGUUUUCUUCGAGCUCCGCUCGACAUAUGUUCAGUUACGGCACUCGAUCUAUGAUAAUAAAGCUCGUGACUGGGGCCCAUGACACAGCUUCACGCGGCCUACUUUGUGAAGUGCGAGAUGUGGUACGCGAUAUGGGACUGCGUCGGUCGAUUCGCCCGGUAGGGUCUAAACGCGUCCGAGGUAUGUCUUCUUCAAAGGAGGCCGACGAGUCGUGGGUCCCUACGCAACCUAUUCCAGGUCGCGAUGCAAAAUGGCCGACCGUUGUGGUCGAAGUUGGAGUCUCUGAGUCCUAUCAAAAGUUGAAGGCAGAUGCAGAAUGGUGGUUCCCGAACUCGAAGGGCGAUGUGAAGCUUGUAAUCAUUGUGUCUGUCAAUCGAAAGGCACCCAAUAUCAAGUUUGAGACUAUGUUUUUGGACACAGUGGUCAGCUCCUUACGAGCCCAGUGGCCCCGCUACGUCCCAACUAUACGGCAGUCCAUUACAACAUCCCGCGACGCAAAUAAACCCAACUCACAGAUUACCAUCAGGCCAGCAGUACCUUUGACCAUUGGGUUUGAAGAAUUGUUUUGUCGCCAACCAGUCCCGCCCGAGCAUAACAUUGAGAUCUCACCUGAUCAGUUGGCAAAUAUCUCAAGUGACGUCUGGAAGGAGCAAGGUCUAUAA